Messenger RNA from Ylistrum balloti, 6200 nucleotides. RefSeq lists its product as uncharacterized. Gene Ontology annotation, biological process: protein ubiquitination. Gene Ontology annotation, molecular function: metal ion binding; ubiquitin-protein transferase activity. Lineage: Eukaryota; Metazoa; Mollusca; Bivalvia; Pectinida; Pectinidae. The record is from RefSeq and is a predicted model, not a curated record. The transcript is spliced from 20 exons. Bases 151 to 4140 code for a protein of 1329 amino acids.
AUUUGAUAUUUUAUGGAGCAUGGAUUUAAUCACAGUAUUUGUUUCGUUUCUGGAUGCAUGAUACGGAAUGAAAAGAUGGCUCUACUGUACAUCUUAUAACUCAGUGAUAUCACAUUUCCUUAACUGCCAACUCCGUGAUCAUUGGUGACCAUGGAUACCAGCCAAAAGGAGCAAGACCUACUCCACACUGCACAGAGUACCAUGCAUUUAGCAGAAAUGAAAGAUUCUAUCACAGAGAUAGAAAGAACAAACAACUUCAUUUUAAAGAGACUAAAUCAGCAACAGGAUAGAAUGGAAGGAGAACAUGUACAUCUUGGAGAGCUGACAGGGACAUUGAUGGAGAGACUGCAGAAUUUAGAACAACGGGAACAGAAACAGGAUGCAGAGAUGCAACAGCUGGUGAAGACUGUGAUGGAGCUUGGAGAAACCCUCUCCAGUAUGUGUACCAGAAUAGACAGCAUUAAGUCUGCACUGACUAAAGGAACCUUGGGCAAAGACCGUCACAGCAAGUGCAGAGGACGUCCUGGUACACACCAUAAACAGGAGAAAUCUCAACAGUCUGAUGAACCAAAGCAUUCCUUGUCAGAUCCAACUGAGGGGAAAAAUUCAGGUGAAGCCAGGAAAGGAACAGACAUAGUUUUCACAAAUGAUCCAGGUGAUGGUUCCCAGCAGACUCUGCCAUCUGAGACAACAACAAUGGGACCAAAACAGGUUUCAGAAAUUUCAGAAAAAUCGCAGGGAUCAGAGACACUACUUCAGAAAAACAUUGUUAAAGAUGACCCCAUGAAUGGGAAAACAUUAGAACCCUUAAAAGUAUCAAAUUCAGGUGAUAAAAAAAGAAAUGAAGAAGAAACAAGUAAUUGUAAUCAGUAUUCUGAUUUAUCUCGAGUCAGUGGCCCUGAUACUGAACAAAAUGUUGAAUUUCCUAAUGUUUGUGACUCUGGUCCUAGACAAGCACCUGAAUCUCCUGAUGUAUUCCAAGUUAGUGGACCUGGUCCUGGACUAGAAGUUAAAGUGGAAAAUAGUGUAGAAGGACAUAUCUCUAAUGGUACAAUCAGUGAUGAGAUGUGGAAUUCUGUAGUAGAAGCUGAAUCAGACAAAGCCAGGGAAAGUCAACUCCCUUACGGUGACGGGAUAGACACUGUGUUUUUAGUCGACAUUUCUGAGAGUAUGAAGGAGAAUGGUCUACAGCAAGCCAAAGAUGCCAUGAACGAAAUAUUAGAUUGGUUGGAGUUGGUUGCAAAGGAGGAGCAAAUGGAGGAAAAUGUUGGCGUGGUAACUUUUGGUCACAUCACCCAGUGUAGGCAUUACCUAACCAAGGACUAUCAGUCUGUAAGGGAAUGUAUUGAUGGUCUGUGUGCUGCGGGAUCUUCACCGCUGUAUGGUGGCCUCGAUAUGGCUCUGGCAUUAUUCAAACACAAAGGUGAUGCUACCACUUUGGUGUGUAACCACAAAAUUUCCCCUCGGAUAGUGUUGCUAAGUGAUGGCCAGGCAACUGAUCAUCACUUACUUGGAGGACAAGAUGAUAGGAAGUCUCCCAUAGAGCCACAGACAAGAGAGAAGAUUCUAACAUUUGGUAGAGAAUUAGCCGAAAGGCGGAUUCCAAUAUAUUGUGUCCCUAUUGGAGAUGAUGUUAAUCAGAGUUUGCUAACUGACCUUGUCACGACAACAUUUGGUCUGAUGGUGUCUCCAGACGAGGUUUUCAGGAUAGGACGACACAACAAUAAUCUUGCCUGUGUACUGAGGAUCAAAAAGAUAAUUCCCUGCGAUGGAUUGGAUAAAACAGCCCUUGAAUCAGUAGUCAAAACAACAGGAAAAACGUUUUCAGCAGAUGACUUGGAGGAUAUGAUAGCUUUACUUGGUAAUCCAGCAUACCAGGAGACAGUAGAUGAGGGCUUCAGCUUUGAUGACCUUCAGGAGAAUGACCCCAACAUGCCUCCUAUUGGGACAAGAGUUCGACGCGGACCAGAAUGGAAGUGGAAAAAUCAGGAUGGCAAUGGAGUUGGCACAGUUGUUGGUCACGGCAAAGAUGGUUGGAUAAAGAUAGAAUGGGACUGCUCAAACAAGGGGGAAUAUCGCUAUGGUAACGAUCAGGCAUUUGAUGUAGUGGUUGUAGAAGAACCACGACUGCUGACGCAAGAAGAAACCAUAGCAACAGGAUGUGUUGUCUGUCGUGGGAUAGAUUGGGAGUAUGAUGACCAGGAUGGUGGUUUUGGAAAGAUAGGUACCGUUUAUCACACAAAACCUGAUGGGCAAGUCUGGGUAAGAUGGCCGAAUGGUCACAGAGGACAAUUUAAGUAUAUCGCAACUCUCAGACAGGAUGUGGAAGUAUGUGACCCAUUUGAGGUACAUCAAAUUCGAGCUAAACAACAAGCUGAACACAGAAUCUGUGUGCAGGCUGAGGAAGGGGCCACAGGAGGGGUAUUUCUAGCAUCUAGAUCCAGCAGUUUAUCAGAAUGUCCAUCUGUUCCGGACAUACCACAUGACGAUGAUGAUGAUGAUGAUGAUGAUGAUCGUCUUGAAGUUCCAUCAAUGUCAAUCUAUGAUAUUAUGCAACCUUCUAAAGGCCUCUCAGAUGAAGAAGAGGAUGAAGAGGAUAAGGAUGAAAAAAGAUGCAUAGAGUUGUCUCUGGUUGAAGCCAUGAACAGAAAAAAUGAAUCUGCCACAAGUCUUCCUCCCCGAAGGACUGAAGGACCCGAGGCAUUAACUGAGCAGUCGCCUUUGGAAGAUUUGAACUCCAUCACAGUGAAGGAAACAGAAGGUCAUGUCACAGCAAAGGAAACUGAAGGUAAAGUCACAGUGAAGGACACUGAAGGUCAUGUCACAUCAGUGAAGGAAAUAGGUCAUGUCACAGUAAAGGACACUGAAGGUCAUUUCACAGUGAAGGACACUGAAGGUCAUGUCACAUCAGUGAAGGAAACCGAAGGUCAUGUCACAACAGAGAAGGAAAUAGGUCAUGUCACAGUGAAGGAAGCUGAAGGUCAUGUCACAGUGAAGGACACUGAAGGUCAUAUCACAACAGUGAAGGAAGUAGGUCAUGUCACAGUGAAGGAAACUGAAGGUGUUGUCACAGUGAAGGACACUGAAGGUCAUGUUACAGUGAAGGAUGCUGAAGGUUCAAUACUACAUGACCUUGAUACUUCAGUCUAUUCUAGUAACCAGCAGGCAGACACGCCAUUCCAGCUUCUUCCAGAUGUAAAAGGUCUUUCAGGCAGUUUCCAGAGACACAGUUUAGACGAUGAGAAAGUCAAUUCUUGUACAUCAGUGUUGCCCAGUCAAAACUACAAGCCAGUCAGCAGUGAGAAUUUUGAUGGUGACAGUGCAACACAUUGUGAAAGAAAUGAAAUAACACACACUGUUGCUGGAUAUCAAAGUGACAGUCAAAGCAUCAGUCUAGAGGAUUCUGUAGAAUGUAAUGAAUCCUCUAACUUUGGUGUUCCCUUGUCACAGAGUACACCAGGACCUGAAGCAGUGGGGACACUCCGUAAACCUGAAGCUGUUGCCUCAGUUGGCACUCCAGUCACAGGAAGCUCUGGACAUAGUGAAGCUGUCAGAGAUGAUAACCUUGAUUUUACAAAAUCAAAAUUUAGUUUGACGGAAGAGCAGAGAACAUAUAUAUCUCAUCCCACCACAGACUUGGAAACAUCUAAGAUUAAAAUGACCCUAUCCUCAGAAUCUUCAGUAUUGACACAGUCUCCCACAGACUCUCCUUGUAGCUCCCUCAGAGGACGAACGAUUGCAGUAGGAGCUGACAGCAUCAGAAACCUCUCUUCCGGCACAUCCAGUUUGAUAUCAACAUCUCGAAGUCAGGCGAACACCAGCCUUGAUGUUUUAAGUGAAACCUUUUCGGACACUGCUUCUCUGAUGUCGACAUCGACAAUGUCAUCCACAGAUGUGAUAUGGCAAUGGGAAGAUAAGCAGAAUGUAUGGCAUGCCUACUCACCAGAGCAGAACCAAAAGAUAGAGAAAACCAGGAAACGAAGCCCCAAAGGCACAGUGGUGGUGUCCAUCAGUGGAGAAAAUUACCGUGUAGCAAUGUACAAGGGCAUACAGAUUCAUACUGUCACUCGGGCAACCAACAACAUCAGGUGUAUAGAUAAACCUAAUGAUGUUGCAAACCUUGGCGAUGUAGAGACAUGAAAUUCAAGUUUAAUCUUGGCAAAGGAUGGUUGGACAUAUGACACCUCAAAAUCAACCAAUGCUAGUCAAGCAGGUCCUGGAUACUUAAGAGGUGACUCCAGAUUCAAUUCUAGUUUAAAGUUGGUAUUCUCAGUAAACGUUUCUUUGGUACUCUCAAAAAGUGAACUCUAAACAGUCGAAUGUUGACAGUGGUCAGACAUGACUAAGUUGUGUUUAAGCAGGGUAUGGUUUUCUUUUGGGUCCAUCUUUCAAAAUGAAACAUUUUCCCUUAAAAUUGACAUUAUAAAAAGAACAUGUGAAAGAGUUCAUUGAUAAUUAUAACUGACCUGUUUUGAGAUUAUGUACAUUUUUGUAAUGUACAUGUAUGACUGCUCAAAUAGGAGUUUGUAUUAUUAGUCAUAACAUGAAUAUCACUACAUUGUUUGUAUAAAAUGUGAAAUAUCAGUAUUUUGCUGUGUUGAGAUGUCAUCCGCGACUGGUAAAAUAAAUUUUUCUAGUCUAGAUCAUGUUUAAGACAUAGUGUAUAUAGUUCCUCCUUGGAUUGCUGUCUGCUUGGUAUACAAAAGAAGAUUUCACACUGACAUGCACUUCAAGAUUUCUUCAAUCUAAAUUUUGAAAAAUUGAUUGAAAGAGACCACAAAUAUACAGGAUCUGUUCUUGUAGUAGUCAUACUAGGUUAGUAAGGAAAUGUUAUUCUGGUGUUAAUCAUGUGUUAUAACAGCAUUUAUUUCAGUUUUUGUUAUGCAUUUGAUUUGUUAAUGUUUGUGUAUGAUCACAAGUGUAAAUAAUGUAAUAUAUCCUGUAGCAAUUGUCAUUGCCAGACAGAAAUUGAUAGUGAUAUCAGAAUAUGUUUGAUUUGGUCCUCCACACUUCGAUUUUGAAACCUGUCAAAAUGUUAUUUUUCUGAGUUUUAUGAUAAAAAGUAUCAUAAAUUUGUUUUCAUUUCAUACGAAAUUUUAUGAAACUUUUCUCAAAGUUUUAAUAUUUGCUUACCAAGGGUCAUAAAAAUAAUAACUUCAAGACUUGUUUCAUAAAAUCUUGUAUGCAUGGAAAACAUUUAUGACAUGGGUGUAUUACAAAGUGUAAAAGGUAAGAUGAACUAUGUGAAAUAAUACAGGGACAUCUUUAAUCAGAGAUUUGUUUUAGUGGAAAAAAACAUGUCUCCAUUUAUUAGUAAAUAAAGAAAUUUAACUUACUGAAUUGUAUUGUAAAAUUUGCAUUUAUUUGACCUUGAGGUCAAAGUUGCAAUGAUCAUUGACACCUCAAUGUUCUGCAUUUCAUCAAUGGGUGGUAAUAGUGAACAGCAACAUUCAUGAGUAAAUGUCUUCAUACUUUAAAAGUACUGGCCAGACAAGAAAUGUAAAGUUUUGAACAUAUAUAUAAUCUUGAAGAACCAGAUAAAGCCAGCACUGAUAUGUCUCCCUUCAUUCCCUUUCCACUUGAUUUAAUGGCUUUAUCACCCUGUGUUUCAAUCCAGAAUGAUGAGAUUAAAGUGUCUUAACCAAGGACAUACGUAUAGACCAGUUCAUUUCUUAGCUUUCUGAGACACACAAAGCACCAUGGGUAAUUUGUGUCAUAACAACAUACCUUGAAUCUUCACUUUAUAUUAUGUAGACAAAUGCUUUAACUGACACCAACCCCUACCACUUCCUUCAUUUGAAGAGGAGACAUAAUAAACAGAAUAUUGGAUAUAAUGAAUAUUGGAACAGAGAAGUGAAAUAACCAUAAGAAUAGGUACUAAGAAUGGCCAUCACACCUGAUGUAUAAUAUUCACUCAUUCAUGAAAAGUAGUUUAUUUUUGUACUAUCGACUUAUGGAACGAUAUGUAACAGUAUGGUGAUGAUUGAAUAGUUAUUUGUGGUAUGUAAGAGAAAAUAGUUUGUUAUAAAUCUACUGGGCUUUCAGGCAAUUAAUUACAUUCUGAACAUAAUAUAUAUCAAUAGAGUAUGUACAUGUUUAUAUUGUAUGUUUUUACCAAUUGCUACUUUAUAUUUACUUCAUCUUUGUUAAGCAAUUGCUUUGUAUAUUAAACCUAUGCAUCUCAGUUAUCAGGUAUAGCA